AUGUUACUAGCUAUUCCUACAAUACUCCUUGUGGUAUUCAUAUUUAUUGCAUCAGCUGCUGUGUUAAAAGCAAAACAAGGCCAAGAUAAUGGAAAACAUCCACCUGGUCCCAAGAGCCUGCCAAUUAUUGGUCAUCUCCACAUGCUAGGGAAACUACCACACCGCACCCUUCAAUCCCUUGCAACAACAUAUGGACCUAUAAUGUCCUUAAAGCUAGGACAGGUUCCAACCAUUGUGAUAUCCUCUCCUGAAGCAGCUGAACUAUUCCUCAAGAACCAUGACCUUAGUUUUGCUAGCAGGCCUAAAAGCAUCUCAUCCAUAUAUAUUUCCUAUGGUGGCAAGGGCUUAGUUUUUUCUGAGUAUGGUCCCUACUGGCGCAGUAUGAGGAAACUGUGCACAGUACAACUUCUGAUUGCAUCAAAAGUUGAGAUGUUUUCUCCUUUGAGAAGGGUGCAGUUGGGAGAGUUUGUCAAGUUUCUCCAGAAAACAGCAUCAUCGCGUGAGGUUGUCGAUCUCAGUGAUACUGUAGGGGAUCUCAUUGAGAAUUUCACCUUUAAAAUGAUAUUUGGUAGAAGCAAGGACGAUGGAUUCGAUUUAAAGAACCUUGUUCGUGAAGUAUUGAACUUGGCAGGAACUUUCAAUGUUGCAGAUUACUUGCCUUGGCUACGCAUGUUUGAUCUUCAGGGACUAGUAAAACGAUUAAAGAAAGUGUGCAAAUCAUUUGACAUAGUCUUGGAGCAGAUUAUCAAAGACCAUGAACAAUAUACUGAUAAAGAACAAAAAGGCCAAAAGGACUUUGUGGACAUAUUCCUUGCACUCAUGCAUCAACCCCUGGAUCCUCAGGAUGAACAUAGUCCUCCCAUUGAAAUAACACAUAUCAAGGCUAUUUUGAUGACUAUGAUUGUGGCAGGAGUUGACACAUCUGCUACAACGGUUGAGUGGGCUAUGUCAGAACUCUUAAAGCAUCCAAGGGUGAUGAAGAAACUUCAAGAUGAGUUGGAAAGUUUAGUGGGGAUGAAUAGAAAGGUGGAGGAGGCUGAUAUGGAAAAAUUACCGUAUUUGGACUUUGUGGUGAAGGAGACACUAAGAUUGUACCCUGUUGCACCUUUGUUAGUACCUCGGGAGUGUAGAGAAGAUGUUACAGUAGAUGGUUAUUGGAUAAAGAAAAAGUCAAGGGUCAUAGUGAAUGCAUGGGCUAUAGGGAGAGAUCCUAAAGUUUGGUCAGAUAAUGCUGAGGUGUUUUAUCCUGAAAGAUUUGCCAAUAGCAAUGUGGACAUAAGAGGAUUUGACUUUAGGCUCAUACCAUUUGGUUCAGGCCGCAGAGGGUGCCCUGGGAUUCAUUUGGGUCUAACCACUGCCAAGAUUGUCCUAGCUCAACUGGUUCAUUGUUUCAAUUGGGAGCUUCCAUUGGGAAUGUCCCCUGAUGAGCUGGACAUGACUGAGAAAUUUGGCCUCGCAAUGCCAAGAAGUAAGCACUUGCUAGCUGUGCCAACUUAUCGCCUUGCAGGUGAAGUUGGGAAGGAAAAAAUUUGA
This is a messenger RNA of Sphenostylis stenocarpa, 1533 nucleotides long. NCBI's taxonomy places the organism in Eukaryota, Viridiplantae, Streptophyta, Magnoliopsida, Fabales, Fabaceae. The record is from the annotation of a GenBank genome assembly.